Aplysia californica (California sea hare) is the source of this 2752-nucleotide messenger RNA. RefSeq names its product kinesin-associated protein 3. The coding region runs from base 134 to 2590 and encodes 818 amino acids. The record is from RefSeq and is a predicted model, not a curated record. NCBI's taxonomy places the organism in Eukaryota, Metazoa, Mollusca, Gastropoda, Aplysiida, Aplysiidae. Gene Ontology annotation, molecular function: kinesin binding. Gene Ontology annotation, biological process: cilium organization; microtubule-based movement. The transcript is spliced from 17 exons. Gene Ontology annotation, cellular component: kinesin II complex; ciliary transition zone; axoneme.
UAUUUGGUUAGAGAUUUCCAAAUAUUUUGACAUGGCCGACUGCAGUGAUAGUCCUCGUACUCUUCAAAGGACGUGAAAGAAUUAAAUUUCUACAUUUUAGCAGAGAAGGAUUCAUUUACACAGUUUUUUCGAGAUGAUGAUGCAAGCUGAAGAUGCUCGUUAUUUGAAACGAAAGGUGAAGGGAGGUAGCAUUGAUGUUCAUCCCACAGAGAAAGCUCUUGUUGUGAACUAUGAACUGGAAGCAACUAUUCUCGGGGAAAUGGGAGAUCCCAUGCUGGGAGAAAGAAAGGAGUGCCAGAAGAUAAUUCGUGUGAAAGGUCUGCAUGAAAAUAGUGAUCUGAGCACCUUAGCCAAAGAAAUUAUUGAAAAAUGCAAGCUCAUCCACCCAAGCAAGUUACCCGAAGUGGAGCAGCUUUUGUACUAUCUACAAAACCGGAAAGAGACGACCCCAGCUAAAGCGUCUGGGAAGACCAAACUGUCCGACAAGCCGGAGGACCCGGCUUUCUGCGACGGCACCGAGAUCGACGAGGUGGCAAACAUCAACGAUGUGGACGAGUACCUGGAGAUGCUGUACGAGGAUCUGCCCGAGAAGGUCAAAGGUUGCGCCCUCAUCCUUCAGCUGGCUCGGAACCCGGACAACCUGGAGGAGCUUUUUCAAAACGAAACGGUUGUGAGCGCGCUGGUGCGCAUGUUACGUGAGGACUGGAAGCGCAGCACGGACCUGGCCACCAACAUCAUCUACAUCUUCUUCUGCUUCUCCUCCUUCUCGAGCUUCCACGCAGUCAUCCUGCACUUCAAGAUCGGCACGCUGUGCAUGACCAUCAUCCAGCACGAGCUGAAGAAACACCAGCUGUGGCUAGAUGAACUCAACAAGAAGAAAAAGGCUGCUGAAGGAGACAAGAGCAGCUCCAAGCUGAAAGAAGACUACGAGAAAAGUCAGAAGAAAUACGAGGGCCUGGUCAGAAAACAGGAGCAGCUGCUGAGAGUGGCCUACUACCUUCUGCUGAACCUGGCGGAGGACCUGAGCGUGGAGCUCAAGAUGAGGAACAAGGGAAUCGUGCGCAUGUUGGUGAGCACGCUGGGCCGCGAGAACUUUGAGCUGCUCAUCCUGGUCGUCUCCUUCCUCAAGAAGCUCAGCAUCUUCAUUGAGAACAAGAAGGAAAUGGUGGACCUGAACAUUGUAGAGAAGCUGACCAAGCUGAUCCCCUGCGACCACGAGGAUCUGCUCAACAUCACCAUCCGGCUGCUGCUCAACCUCAGCUUCGACCCGGACAUCCGCAGCAAGAUUGUAAAGUUUGGACUUCUGCCCAAGCUGGUGGGACUGCUCAACAACGAGAACCACCAGCAGCUGGUGCUGUGUAUCCUGUACCACAUCAGCAUGGAGGACAAGGCCAAGUCCAUGUUCACCUACACCGACUGCAUACCUAUGGCAAUGAAAAUGCUGUUGGAGAGCCCGGAGGACCCUGACCUUGAACUCCUGGCCUUGUGCAUCAACCUGGCGGCCAACAAACGCACGGCUCAGAUCAUCUGUGAGGGCCCCGGCCUGAAGAUGCUGAUGAAGAGAGCCUUCAAGUUCAAGGAUCCGUUCCUGAUGAAAAUGAUUCGCAAUCUGUCCCAGCACCAGGGCCCCACCAAGAACUUGUUCAUUGAUUACAUCUCGGACCUGUGCACGCACAUCCUGCAGUGUGAGAACGAGGACUUCAGCCUGGAGUGCCUGGGCAUCCUGGGGAACCUGACCAUCCCGGACCUGGACUACGAGCUGAUCCUCAAGGAGUACGACCUCAUUCCCUGGAUCAAGGGCAAGCUGCAGCCUGGAGCGGCAGACGACGACGUGGUGCUGGAGGUGGUCAUCCUGGUGGGCACGGUGUGCAGCGACGACGCCUGUGCCAAACUGCUGGCCGAGAGCAACAUCAUACAUCUGCUGAUAGAGCUGCUCAAUGCCAAACAGGAGGAUGAUGAAGUGGUGUGCCAGAUUGUGUACGUGUUUUAUCAGAUGAUCUUCCACGAAGCAACCAGAGAGAUCAUUAUCAAGGAAACUCAGGCCCCGGCCUAUCUCAUUGACCUGAUGCACGACAAGAACGCCGAGAUCAGAAACGUUUGUGACAACACUUUGGACAUGAUUGCUGAAUUUGACGAGGAGUGGGCCAAGAAGAUCCAGCUGGAGAAGUUUCGCUGGCACAACUCUCAGUGGCUGGAGAUGGUGGAGUCUCGCCAGCUCGACGGCUUUGGCGACCCCGGCUACAUGUACCCCGACGAGCCCGGCCUUGACCCCUACCUCCAGGACGCCGACAUACUGGACCGGCCUGACCUCUUCUACGAGGGUUUUGACAACAGCAUGAUGAUGGACGGUCACCUGACCCCAGAGUACAUCGACGACGCCGGCCUCUACAGCGACUUCUACACUCAACAAGCUUACGGAUACGAUGAAGAGCCGUACACCCGGCCAGAAGGUCAUCUUGGCUUCGUACAAGAUGGCCACCAGGUGGAUCCGUAUGGGCGAGCUUUGGACCCGUACGGGCCGGAAUACGGAAACUACCUCAACGGAGAUCCGGACGAUUACCCCUACCAGACGGAAUACGGAUACAGAUAAAGGAGAGUUUGUCUUCUCUUUUGUUUAUUAACCCUUCCAGCCCCAUGCACAUAUAUUUUCAGCAGUGCUUGUACCUCCCAGUCCCGAGAGCGUAUAUUCUCAGUUUCAGGGGGUACGGAAUUUGCGCAUUUUUCGAAAUUAGUGAACCUAAUCAAACUUUCA